AUGCCAGAAGACAAAGUGGCUGUGAUUGGAAGUCAAGAUGCACAAAUGCAGACUGACUUAGGCGCUAGUAUAAAGAGCUAUAUCCUCUCGGCUCAAUUUGCCGACCUUACUAUUCGCACUGUCGAUCAAGAAUUCAAAUUCCAUCGAUUGGUCGUUUGUGGCCAGUCAGAGUAUUUUUCUCGACUAUACAAAGGAGAAUGGACGGAAACGAAUGGAAACGAGGUCUCUCUCCAUGACGAUGACCCUUGUGCCAUACAGGCGAUGAUUCAUUUUAUGUACGGGUUUGACUAUGAUAGCAGUGGUAGCGAGCACAGUCGUGCGCCACCUAUGCUGUUUAAUGUCAAGCUGUACCAGAUCGCGGAUAAAUAUGUCGUUCCGCAUCGAAAACAAAAAGCAAAAGAAAAAUUCGAGACUAUUGUGCAGACGUGCUGGCGAGUGUCGAUACCCAGAGCGACCGACCUGAGUGCUCAGCAAACACAAGGGGGUGGACAUAACUGGGUUCACCUGUGGUUAGCGCAGGCCUAG
This is a messenger RNA of Talaromyces stipitatus ATCC 10500, 525 nucleotides long. RefSeq names its product BTB/POZ domain protein. Gene Ontology annotation, molecular function: protein binding. NCBI's taxonomy places the organism in Eukaryota, Fungi, Ascomycota, Eurotiomycetes, Eurotiales, Trichocomaceae. The transcript is spliced from 3 exons. The coding region runs from base 1 to 525 and encodes 174 amino acids. The record is from RefSeq and is a predicted model, not a curated record.